AUGGAUAUCCGCCGUUAUUCCUUAGAUUCGUCGUCAACAAGCCCAAGCAAUCAUCCGCUGGAGUCUCCAGAACCCAAGCGACGCCGCCUAGCCCCUCCCUUCCAACUUGACGGACAGUCAAGUGAGGCGGCAUCCAUCGAUCUGACCGAGACUGAUGAGGUGUCGGAGAUUUCGAAAACACAGGCCAAGCAGCGCGCAGAUGCUAUUCUUGCACAACAGUCGCUUGAAAAUGGUGCUGAAUCAAUCUUUGCUGCUUAUAAGUGCCCCGUGUGUAUGGACACUCCCGUGGAUGCUACCAGUACUGUGUGUGGACAUCUCUUUUGUCACAAAUGCAUUACCGAUACACUAAAGUUCAGCGAAGAACGGUCCGACUCUACCAGUAAAUCCCCCAAAGGCACUUGCCCAGUAUGCCGAAAGCCUUUGUCACGGAACGACGUCGCAGGACCGAAACGACACUUGAUACCUUUGCAGAUCAAGCUGUUGCGGCGUAAGAGGAAUGCAGGGGAUACUUCAGCCGCGUGA
Molecule: messenger RNA, 522 nt
Organism: Aspergillus japonicus CBS 114.51
Lineage: Eukaryota; Fungi; Ascomycota; Eurotiomycetes; Eurotiales; Aspergillaceae
Exons: 2
Coding region: 1-522 (173 amino acids)
Molecular function (GO): metal ion binding
Source: RefSeq, a predicted model, not a curated record